UUGUAAAUCUGAAAAGUGUGGUUAGGUUAGGUUGACCCAUAUUACACAAUCUGUGUAACAGUAAAUAUAAAAAAAAUACUUUGAAUUCUGCCGAAAUAUUAUUUAAUCCUCUUGAAUCGUCGAAAAUGCUAUUGUCCCCAUUUCGUUUUUGUCUUUAUUAGUUAAAUUUACGAGCGACUUGCGUGACGUGAACCAAUGAAUUGCGCGUGAUUCGUGAUUGCGCUGGCAUGCCUUGUAUUUGUGAGUGGUGUUUUCUUUUUUAGUAAGAUGACUAAUUACGCAAUAAAUUUGGUGCAAGAAUGACUUUGAAACUCUCAAGAGAUCACCAAGAAGCUCAAUUUACAAGAAGAUGGCUUCAAGAAUAGCAGCGAGUGCAACAGUUCGUGCUGUCAAAGGAAGAAGAAUUCUGCCAACUCGAGCUGCUCUAGUUUUGAUUGGACUUAAGGUUGGAGUAAAACAGCGCGGUUGCAACGGACUUAGUUACACAUUAGACUAUGCCAUCGAAAAAAGUAAACUCGACGAGGAAGUACUUCAGGAUGGUGUUCGGGUAAUAAUUGACAGGAAAGCUCAGCUUUCGCUUUUAGGGACAGAAAUGGACUACGUGGAGACGAAAUUAAGUUCCGAGUUUGUAUUUAAUAAUCCAAAUAUCAAAGGAACUUGUGGCUGUGGAGAAAGUUUUUCUGUAUAGAAAAAAAUUUUUAGUAGUAAAUAUAUUCUGUACAAAUGCCUAAUCGAAUUUUCUUGGGGCAGUUGUUUCACAGAAAUAGAGCAAUGUAAAAAGAUGUAAUUUUCACAAAUUAUAAUAUUUAAUGAAUUUAGGGGCAAUGUUUUCAAAUUACAAGUAUAUUAGUACAUUUGUUUUUAAUAAAUAAUGUUUAGAACUUA
Messenger RNA from Belonocnema kinseyi, 885 nucleotides. It is a transcript of the gene MagR, whose product is annotated as iron-sulfur cluster assembly 1 homolog, mitochondrial. NCBI's taxonomy places the organism in Eukaryota, Metazoa, Arthropoda, Insecta, Hymenoptera, Cynipidae. Gene Ontology annotation, biological process: iron-sulfur cluster assembly. The transcript has 2 exons. Gene Ontology annotation, molecular function: 2 iron, 2 sulfur cluster binding. Gene Ontology annotation, cellular component: cytoplasm; mitochondrion. The coding region runs from base 350 to 688 and encodes 112 amino acids. The record is from RefSeq and is a predicted model, not a curated record.